AUGGAGUCUAAAGCCGAUCUUAUCAAUACUUCCACCAUUCUUAGUGAAGAUCAUUCAUCUAUCUUGGACAUGGCAACCAGUUUCAAGCCCUCUGCAUGGAUGUCAAGCUGGGAGCUUUCAAAAGCUCGUGAAGAGCCAGUUGCUGUCAUUGGCGUCAAAGACUUGCAAUUGCAGGUCAUGGCCGGAGCCGAUGGGUGGACUGGAGAUUGGGUUGAGACUACUUGUCCACAACAACCAGCUCUCAUCUCGGUGUCCCUUGCUUUAAGACGACCUUUUAAGAAGGCAUCUGAAGAUGAUGACAUCGCAGGGGACACUAUUCAUUAUGGCCUCAUCAAAUCAGCAAUUAUCGAUGGUGUCAGGGCCUAUCAUGCAACAGGUAUAACACCUGACUCUGCAAGCGAACUCUCUAUGAAUUCAAUCUAUUCAUUCAUCGUUUCUGUUCUUGUUAGGCGUAGAAUUGCAGUAGGUAGAAACGUCAAUUGGUCCUCAAUCAGAAUCAUGCUUCCAAAAUCAUCUUUACGAGGAGCUGGUGCCAGUCUUACUACACAAACGAUUUUCAAAGAACCCUCGUUAGAGGAACAGGAAGCAGGCGUCUUGCGCAGCAUUGGUCAUAUCGGAGAAAGUAGUACCCUUCGACUGCAUAACCUUACAGUUCCCACCAUAAUAGGCUUGUUGCCAAAAGAGCGCACCAUGAAACAGAAUGUGGUUGCAAAUGUUGAGAUCGAUAGAUGGGUUGGCCAGGGAGAUCUUCAUUGGGAUAUACAACAGAUCGUUGUGAAGACGAUAGAAGAAUCGUCAUUCCAAACUUUGGAGGCACUGGCAGAGCGCAUAAGCAAAAACAUCAUUCGACAUUCUUUGAUUCCUACCAUCAUAAAGCAGGCCUCCACAAGAGAUAAUUGGGAUGAGCUUGCUGAUGAUCAUGAAGUCGUCCCAUGGGAGGAAACGCUUGUACCCAAAUUAUGUCCAAUUGUUAAGAUCAAGCUGGAAAAGCCAAGUAUAUACAUUGACACCACACCAGGUGUUGAAAUGAACAUGGACAUUCGACCUUCAUGUGACUCGCCAUACUUUUCUUUGUGGGAAGGGUACAAGAGGUUGCGCUUAUGUCCACGUCCACUCAUAGGUACGCUCAAGGACUGGAUUGCGCAGCAGCGCGAAGGAUCAAAGAACGGAACAUGGUCAAACGUAGUAGGUAUUAAUCGAAAUUUGGAUGUUCUCCAACCCGAUCUCGCCAGGACGCCCCAAGAUGCGGAAGAAAUCACUGCUCAGCCAGGAGAGCGCCCAGGAAAUCCAAAGGAUGGAGAAUAA
Botrytis deweyae is the source of this 1305-nucleotide messenger RNA. RefSeq lists its product as uncharacterized. Gene Ontology annotation, molecular function: dihydroneopterin aldolase activity. The record is from RefSeq and is a predicted model, not a curated record. Gene Ontology annotation, biological process: folic acid-containing compound metabolic process. Lineage: Eukaryota; Fungi; Ascomycota; Leotiomycetes; Helotiales; Sclerotiniaceae. The transcript is spliced from 4 exons. The coding region runs from base 1 to 1305 and encodes 434 amino acids.